CACAGCUAACCUUCUGUCGCAGUCUUCAAUCAGCCGUUCGUUUAGAACGCAGCAACUCCAGAUCGAGAGGUGGUGAAUGGCCCCGUCCGUCUUUAUGGUGAUGUGCGCAACCUUUCUGUUGUGGGCGCAAUUCAAGUCGACUACCGCAGACGACCAAAUGCCAGAAGGGGCUGCAGUCCAACAUUUCACCGAGAAUUCCAGUGGCCUAGCAGGAAGUGUUGCUGAAGGACACCUUGCUACACCCAUGCCCAAGCACCGUUUCUCGUCCAUGUUGUCCGCUGCCAAAAAACUGACGAAAGCCGGUGCCUGUUCGCUGCCAGAUGACCCUUAUGUUGACUUGGCGCUGGACCAUUUUGGAUCUAAUUUACCCGUAACAAAAAUCAUUUCAAUACCAGUAACGGAAUUCUCUUGUAAUGACCGCAAACCGGGUUAUUACGCAGAUAGAGAUCGAGAAGCGUCUUGCAAGAUUUUUCACUACUGUUACGAAGACAACCCCAUCGUUUCCUUCAUUUGUCCGACAUGUACCUUGUUUCACGAUGAAAAGCAACUCUGUGACUAUUGGUACAACGUCGAUUGUAAAGUGGGAUGAAGGAUUGCAC
Daphnia pulicaria is the source of this 599-nucleotide messenger RNA. RefSeq lists its product as uncharacterized. Gene Ontology annotation, molecular function: chitin binding. Gene Ontology annotation, cellular component: extracellular region. Lineage: Eukaryota; Metazoa; Arthropoda; Branchiopoda; Diplostraca; Daphniidae. The transcript is spliced from 3 exons. The record is from RefSeq and is a predicted model, not a curated record. The coding region runs from base 77 to 589 and encodes 170 amino acids.